AUGGCAGCGUUAAACGCCUCAGAAAACGAAGAAACAACUGCAAAAAACUUGAAUCAUCCAAAAAAUUUGGGAUGGAAAGCACCACAUGGACAUCGUGAAAAGAGAUAUGGAGGAUGGGGAGGUGGUUAUCCAGGGAUGUAUGGUGGAUACGGAGGAGGAUAUCCUGGAAUGGGUUAUGGAGGUUAUGGAGGUGGAUAUCCAAUGGGUGGAAGUUAUGGAAGCAGUUCUUGGGGUAGCUACUCGAGUUUCAGUUCUGGAGGAUACAGCAGCUUUAACAACGGUUUUUGGGGACGUUGA
Molecule: messenger RNA, 297 nt
Organism: Caenorhabditis remanei
Lineage: Eukaryota; Metazoa; Nematoda; Chromadorea; Rhabditida; Rhabditidae
Exons: 2
Coding region: 1-297 (98 amino acids)
Source: RefSeq, a predicted model, not a curated record